Messenger RNA from Priapulus caudatus, 2865 nucleotides. Its product is annotated as probable palmitoyltransferase ZDHHC1. Gene Ontology annotation, biological process: peptidyl-L-cysteine S-palmitoylation; protein targeting to membrane. The coding region runs from base 176 to 1774 and encodes 532 amino acids. The transcript is spliced from 11 exons. Gene Ontology annotation, molecular function: protein-cysteine S-palmitoyltransferase activity. Gene Ontology annotation, cellular component: Golgi apparatus; endoplasmic reticulum. NCBI's taxonomy places the organism in Eukaryota, Metazoa, Priapulida, Priapulimorpha, Priapulimorphida, Priapulidae. The record is from RefSeq and is a predicted model, not a curated record.
AAGUGUGUUUCAUCCUCAUAACGCUGUGGCAUUAUCGUAAAUAUGAAUGUUAUACAAUGCGAACAACGUUAUGCAAACAUUGUAUUAGAUUACAAGUAUCUCUCAAAUAAAAAGAUCACAAUGUAGAUUCUCCCGGCGUCGACUCAGCGCUACAACUACAAGUACAAGUUACAAGAUGCCUGAUGAAGACAUUCAUCGGCAGUUUAGUCGCAAGACUGGAUGGUCAUGGCCUCCACAUCCCCUCCAGAUUACUGCGUGGUGCUUCAUUGCCUACUUUGGUGUCGUGUACUUUGGAAUCAUGGUUCCCACACUUGCAGUUGAAUGGCAGCCAGCUGGUUACAUUAUUAAUGGCUUCCUCUUUGCAUCACAUAUCAUAGUCACUAUACUGAGUUGUAGCCUCAACCCAGCUGAUCCCAACUUGAGACGACGCAGCCCGAACAAGCCCAUGCCCAAGUUCGAUCGUACAAAGCACAAGCAUGUCAUCGAGAAUAACCGUUGCUACUUAUGUGAAGUAGAUGUCCACAAGGGGUCAAAACACUGUUCAGCGUGCAACAAAUGUGUCUAUAAGUUUGAUCACCAUUGCAAGUGGUUGAACAAUUGUGUUGGUGGAAGGAAUUACAGCCUGUUCAUCACGUGCGUCGCGACGGCAUUUGUCGGCGGCCUCGUCAUUCUCGCCGUGUGCCUGGUGCUCUUUAUAGGCUACUUUGUCAAUAAGUGGCGCAUCCUUCAGCCUUACAGAGAUCUUUGUGACCCUGAAGCGGCCACAGUGAUUGCGGAAACAUCUACUGCCAUAGGUGAACAAUGGAGCACAGAGUUAUCAGAAUCGUUUUCUUCCACGAGGCAGAUUACCUGCAAUAGCACUACUUGUAACUAUGUACUGAAACUGUUUGUGCCCGUCUGUGACAAGGUGUUUCUCAGCGUUUUGGCAGCCUCGGGAGUACUGUGCCUCAUUGCAUUGGCUCUCCUCGGCCAUCUUCUCACCUUUCAUAUCUACCUAAUCUACCGUGGGUGGUCAACUUAUGAUUACAUAAUGAACCAGAGAGAAGCGCAUACUGCUGGCGAUCCAAAUGAACUAGAAUAUGGGUACAGCGCAGCCAAGUCUUCCAGGGCAAAUCAGGUAGCACCUGCUGAAGUAACUGAGUGUUCAGAUCAGGAUGCGUUUAGGCGAAAAGCUGGAAAUAAUAAGCAGGUGACUAAUACAGACACUGGACAAAAUAAUAGCGAACACCAAGCUAAUGGUGCAAUUUCAGACUGCGUUGGUAUUACGAAAGUUGAGAACAGCGUGGAGAAGCCUGUGGCAGUCUCCAAUGCCAUAGAUGCCACUUCGUCCAACUGUGGCAUUGUACCAACGGCAACACUGACGACUAGUCCUAUUGAUAUUCCAAGGGCACAUCCGCCCGGAAAAGGCAGUGCUUUGGUGCCAAACAUGGUGAUUCUGCCUCCCAUGAAGUCCCCCUCCUGUGUGAUAGACGUGCAAUCACCACCGCCGGCCAGUGAUUACAACACUGAUACUGCUGAGUCACUCACGGAGCUGUCAACUCACGCAAUGAACGUGGGCUCGUGUACAGGAUCGUCACCAGUGGUGGGCAUUGGUGAGGGCGUGUUCACUACGACGUCUAGUGGACGGUACAGUGACAAAUAUAGCAUGCCCACCUACGUACCUGUGGACAUAAAUGGCAUGCCUAAUACUGUUAUACCCGUGCUGCCAUCUGCUGACGUUAAAGUGAAUGGAAAUGCUGGCAGUAAAAGUCUACUAGAAACCAGCGUCGUAUAAUUUGUUGCACGUCAAUGGCAAUGGGAAAUUUUGCCUGUGUAUGUGUUGUGCUGUUAAGAAAUAUAUGAUCUAUGCAUGGUUGGCAUGUAUAUGCAGUUUCAACCAAGUUUUGGUCAUGUGCUGCCCACGUUUAUACGGUGUAAGACGAUGCUGCAUCAUUUUGCAUGUUGCUGUCAAGAACAAAGAUGAAUUAUAGCUUUAUUUUUUUACUUCAAGCUCUAGUCAUUUAUCUGAGUUUUCUAUUCUUACUUGUUACAUCGACGGUAUGUGUUAAUGUUGUAUUCAAGUCUAUGCCACGAGAUACACUAUAGCAAACCAUAAUUGGGAUACAUCAUGGAUGGAAUCCCUUUCCAAAGUUGUGCCCCUCUAUUAUAAGUAUUUUAAGUGUAUUUUCAAAUCUCUUAAGCUUAACCAAAGGUAGUUUGUAAUUGGAUUUAAUUAAAUUCAUUGGGUUUUCCCUAUGUACUUUUAAUUGUUCCAUUUGUCAUUACUUUGCAGUGUUGAACUUGAAAUACAUGCAUGUGUUUUGUUGUGGUCUGAUACAAGGGUAUAUCGUAGCAUAGUGGCUCGUAGCAUAGAAGAGAGCUCUCAAGUACAUGCCCGACUGUUCGUUCCUUUUUGGUGGAUGAUUACCAAACAAUGAAUCAUGGAUAUUGGUGAUGCAACAAGCUGAUUGCUGCAAUUUAGUAUCAUUAUUACAUACAUGUACUAGCAGUUCCCACCUGUGAUACUCUCAAUUACAUGUAUAUUUAAAAAUUAUAAGUAAUUAUAAUUUCAUCAUUACUAUCUUGCUUUGUUUGCAGAAAAUAUGUUAGUGAGUGGGUUAAGUUUUGCAAUGCUACCUACCUACCUGCGUACACAAACUGUGUUGGAAUUUUUUUUUAAAUAUCAAUAUGGUAAGCCAACAGCUGAAGUAAACCUUCUGUAGGUUGUUUGCUUUUAACCUAUUUGCAAUUAGUACAUUGUUGUCUGGUUAUAUUUUUUGGUACCUGUUUAGUGGCGUGUAGAAGUUUCCUGUGAUAUUUUGAAGUAAGUGGUUUUUCUGUAAUAAUUCAAUGGACAAUAUACGUAAUAUAUAAUUUUAUGUUUAA